AUGCGGCUCAGAUUCCAGAGGCAGCAGGCCGGAGCGCAGAUGUCCAAGGAAAGAGCAGACACAGGGGGUCCCAACCUUGUUGGGGGCACCAAAGAGAGCUGCCUGAGGAGCAGACACCAAGAUGGUGCCUGUGUGGUUUCACCUCCAGUCACCAUCGUCUUUCCAAGAAAGCCACAGUAUCACUGCCAGGUCACGCACGUGAGGCGGGACUCGGAGUCCAGCCGGAUCCCAGCGGCCCCACCCGGCGGGGCAGCAGCCUGGCAUCCGCGCCCUUGGCCGCACCUCCCCGAGCGGCUCCGGCUGUCUGCGCGCCGCGCUCCAAGGCAGCGGGGAGAAUGGCCAGCAUGCAGCCCCGACCGGCAACUUGAAAAUACAAAUAAAACAGAGGGAAAAGAAAUAAAUAAUAAGGAGCGCGCCAGAAAGCCAAAGAAAAUACAGUUCCCAGGCUCGGGCAAGCUUGGGGCCUGCAGCCUGGCCCGGCCUCGAGCCUUUGGCACGGGAACCGGGGCCCUUUGUGCAGCCUUCGGCCACCCCCUGCGCGCCCCUUCCUAA
Molecule: messenger RNA, 552 nt
Organism: Rangifer tarandus platyrhynchus (Svalbard reindeer)
Lineage: Eukaryota; Metazoa; Chordata; Mammalia; Artiodactyla; Cervidae
Source: the annotation of a GenBank genome assembly